Molecule: messenger RNA, 3298 nt
Organism: Motacilla alba alba
Lineage: Eukaryota; Metazoa; Chordata; Aves; Passeriformes; Motacillidae
Gene: CIB2
Product: calcium and integrin binding family member 2
Exons: 6
Coding region: 1809-2372 (187 amino acids)
Molecular function (GO): calcium ion binding
Source: RefSeq, a predicted model, not a curated record
UGGAAAACUUUUUGGAACAUAAUAGGAAUCCAAAGCCACUAGACACCAGGGAAAAGGAGAAAAAAGCACUAGGGACUGGGAAAACAGAGAUCAGUUUUGCCAUGCGACAGUCAGUACAGCUGUAUGGUCUUUGAACAGAUGCUUGCUGCUCUCUUUGUCUGAUGGUAAAUCAUUCUGUUUGUAUUUUCCUUACUACUGUAGCUUCUUCCCUCUUAUUUUGAAACUGUGCUGCAAUAUGCUCUAUUGCUAGAAUGCAUUUCUUUGAUGUUACAACUCUGAUGUUUGCUUAUUGCUAAUAAGUCUUAUUGCCUACAUUCUCAUCCCAAGGCAUUUAUUUUGUAUAUGGGAUAUGCCUUGUAAUUUUUGUAGCUCAGGGCAGUGCUGGUUUGCAGCUAAUCAAACCUGCAUUUCUAAAUCUUCUAAUUUGAAUAAGCCAUCUCUUACAACAGUCUGUGGUUCAGCACUUUUUAGAAUGUUUUUACUACAUAUCCAACACAUUUCAUAGGAUGUUUUUACUAUGUAUACAAUGUAUUUGCUUUCACUAUUACUUUUAAAUGUUUGUUGUUCCAUGCCAAGGUAAAGUGAACUCCUGUUAUCCAAUCCUGUUAUCAGGCCAGGAUCAUUAGAAGCUGUAGGGAAAAAGCACACGAUAAUUCUCAAAGUGCUUUUAUUAAACUUGCUAUCUUGAUCAGGAAAUAAUGACCAUUGGCAGACUACAAAUAAAGAAGUUGGAAAUUUUACCCUGUUCUGUUCCAAUGUGCCUGAAUGGAAAGUGAGCUUAUAAUGGGUCCUUCUUCCCCGUUGCCAUCCUUUCUCACUCAGACUUCUUCCUGCUGUUGUUAUAAGAGCUUAUCCUUCUGCAGAUGUUAGAUAAUAUGAUUUUGUCUGUCUGCUUCUCAUAGAUACUCUUUUUUUUUUUUUUUUUACUUUCCCGUCAGUAGGGUUGUGGUGCGCUAAAACACACCGUGAGCCCUCUACUGGCACUUUCCGCUUUUGCUUUAGGCUGUGGUCGAGGUUUUUCCUUCCCUGCUGUGCUUGCUUGAGCCUAAGGAGGCAGGAUAGCGUCUGUUUAACUACUUUAAUCUUGCUGACUUUUUAAAAUGUAGUUAAUGCGCGAAGGAGUCCUCGUGUUCGGUGCGGUGACCGGCAGCUUGGCACCUUUGGGGGUGAACUCGCAUCCUCGCUAGGCACGGUGCAGACACGCGUAUUUCCUGCGGAGCCCCCGCGGCAGCCGGUGCGGGGCCGUGAGGACACGGUGAGGCUGCAGCCAGCCGGGCAGCCCGGGGCAGGCAGGGCAGCUCGCAGAGCCGUGCGAUGCCCGUGAGCUCCCCUGUUCCCGGGCCGGCUGGGAUGCCUGGCAAUACGGCUGCGCUGCCCAGCGCCACCGGCUGACGCAGAGCUGCUCCAGAACCUGGAGGUGCCGUGAGGAGCGCCCUGAGUGAGACCCCGAGGCAAGAGAGAGCUGCGUUCUGCUGCGAGCGGCUGCUCGGGGUUUGGGUCAUAAAAGCUCCGUAUGCCUCUUAGAAAAGCAUCUGAAAAGGGGCAGAUUGGUAUCCCUGUUCUUGCACGACACCUGCCUGUGAUUUUAACACUUUCCUUCCUGGCACACUCCGGUCAAGCCUUUGCAAAGAUUUCCCAGACUGUGUCCUUCCUCACUGGGCAGGUGCAAUCCAAACCAGUUCGAUGCAGGCUCUGGGAUUUUUUCAGCACACUCACGGAGUAUACGUGCUCUAAAUGCCUACAAUACAGAGGAAUCCAGCUACUUCUAAUGGGAUGCAUUUGCAGAGAGGAAGGAUUCCUCAUUUAAGAUGGGUAAUAAGCAAACGAUAUUUACUGAUGAACAGCUAGAUGCCUACCAGGAUUGCACGUUCUUCACUCGGAAGGAAAUCCUUCGGUUGCACGGCCGAUACCAUGAAAUGGCACCAAACGUUGUGCCCAUGGACUAUACUAAGGACCCAGAUGUUAAACUACCUAUGCAGCUUAUAAUAAACAUGCCUGAGCUGAAGGAGAAUCCCUUCAAAGAAAGGAUUGUGGAGUCUUUCUCAGAAGAUGGAGAGGGGAGCCUGAGCUUCAAUGACUUUGUGGAUAUGUUCUCCGUGCUCAGUGAAAUGGCUCCCCGAGAGCUUAAAGCAAUCUAUGCCUUUAAGAUUUAUGAUUUUAACACAGAUAACUUCAUUUGUAAAGCAGACUUGGAAAAAACCCUCAAUAAGCUGACCCGGGAAGAGCUGACAGCGGAGGAAAUCACUCUGGUUUGUGAGAAGGUGAUAGAAGAAGCUGACAUGGAUGGUGAUGGGAAAUUAGGAUUUGCAGAUUUUGAAAACAUGAUUUCCAAGGCACCAGACUUUCUCAGUACUUUCCACAUAAGAAUCUGAAGAUGUUUCUGCUAGUCCAUCCAACCUUUCUGAAUCUCAGGCACUCCAGGGGUUUUUGUCCUCUAAUGAGGGCUUCCUAGAACUCAGCAGAAAGUACUAAAAGAAUUCUGGUCCACAAAGAGACAGAAGCAUCUGAUCUACAGGAUAUUUGGAACAGACACAUUUUUAUCUUCUCUGCUGGCCAAGCACUCUGGCGAAGAUGGUUGGUUGUUGGAUUGUGGUAUUUCUGUUUCCCCCCCUUUUUUUUAACAGUCAGAAUCAGAAUAUUAUUAAAGGUAUUUCCACAGAGUUUUUAUAUUUAUGAAUAUUUAAUACUGCUCUUCAUAGUGAAAAAAAACCAAAACCAGAAAACUGAGAGUUUAGCUUUGGUGUGUUUUCCAAGAGUGUUUGGAAGAAAGCACGGGCCUUAAAUAAUGAGAUGCCUCUAUCACUGUGUUGUACAGCUGGGAUCUUGCAUGGAAAAUACCUGAGGUGAAAGAACUGCAGUCAAGAUCAAGCUCCCAGUGUUGAAGACAGCCACAGCCCAGGUUUGCCUUUCAGCCACUAAAAUGGCAACUGCUGGGUUUGGUGCUUACCUUCAACCAAUAUUUUAUGGAUUGUUGUGUCCUUAUAAAACUUGAAAUAUUUGCCUUUUGUAUAUGAUAACUGUGUACAUGAUUCAUUUCUUCCCAAGAUAAAUGUUAAAACUGUGUCCUUAUUCUCAAAGGGGCUCCUGCAUUUUACUCUUUCUAUGGGCUGAUAAUGUUCUUGAAUGGAGGAACAUGGUCAUCUGUAACUCAUGAAGAAGUUGAAGAAGCACAGAACUACUAUUAAGGACAUGAAAAGAUAUUUUCUUUUGAAACAAGCUAUGCAAUCUCUCCCAUAAAAUGCAUGAAUGCAGUUCUAUCUUUCUUUUUCCUCUCCAGCUGGAAAUCAGCUAGAUUUUU